This is a messenger RNA of Pocillopora meandrina, 1263 nucleotides long. NCBI's taxonomy places the organism in Eukaryota, Metazoa, Cnidaria, Anthozoa, Scleractinia, Pocilloporidae. The record is from the annotation of a GenBank genome assembly.
AUGGCCAGAGAUGUCCAAGAGAACAACAUUUAUCAACGAAAGUCUAAGGUACCAAGAUAUUUUUAACCAAAAGUUGGUGACGAAAUUAGCGAGGUUUUACAAUGGUCUGUAGUCUAAGAUUUACCGUACACCAGUGGCUCUGUUGGCUCUACAACAUAUCAUCAAAUCACUGCUAAAAUUAUUCAACAUGCCUUGAGGUUCGUGAUCAGGCUGUUAUAUGUUAUGAAUUUCAUUUUUUGACCUUUCCUUCAGUCUCGUCAACCAACUCUUUACGUAUAUUUGAUUUAGGGACGUAUUCCCGUAAAAUGAAUAAAGGGGUAAGUUUCUAUAGAAACUGUGGUGCUGCUUCGGUGGGAGAGUAUAGCAGGUAAUUUAGUGUUAACAACUGGGUUGAAAACGUAAAUUAACCACGGUAAAGGGUAAAAAAGCUGAGAGAACGAUAGAUAUACAGAGCGAUAGAUAUACAGAUAUAGAUAUACAGAUAUAGAUAUACAGAGCGAUAGAUAUACAGUUGUUAACACUAAAUUACCUCCCUGUAAAAUGGACAGCUUUUGAGGCGUUGCUGCACGGAAAAUAUUCUACAAAAAGUGACGCGUCAGUACAUGGACCACAUAAACAAAAUUUUACCAGCUUAAUGGAAAUAGCUCAGAAUGACCCUUUCAGCUCUAGGAAAAGUUAUUGGACUUCUUACGAUUUUUGGUCGUUACAUUAUGUUGAUGUGGGAUCAUCUCAUUAGGAAGAAGUGACAGUACAUGCUCCGGUUUUGAGUUAUAAAUACCGUCUAGGAUCAGCUAAGAGGACGAAUAUUGGUAUGCUUUCCAAUACGUUCUGCCGAAGGUAUUAAAAUUCUUUUUUUUACAGACAAGAGCGCCGAUUUCCCUAAAUUCAUCCCUUUUGUCUUAUAGGUUGAGCUAUGCAGUUCUUCUCUUUUUCACGAUUGGUAAGUUACAAGGCUGAUGGACUGGCCAUUUAUUUUAGCCUCGGUAUCCAUGUUGACAGGUAGUCAUGAAGUAAGCAGGGUGUACCAGUCUCUGAAGAAUUCACUUUUGCUCUUGUGAAUCAUAACUGCGACAAGCUAGUUUGGAUUACCACAGUCACUGGACUUAACAUUUGUUGUUGUUAGAGUGUGUUGAGAGUAGCUGCUCUAUUUCAGGUGGUUCACCGUAUCCAAGGAUGGAUAGACGACAAGUUUUAACGUUGCUAGAAGCGGGAUACAGAAUGCCUAAACCACAACAUGUGGGUGACAAGUUGUAUGAAUAUAUC